AUGACAUCGGAAGACUGUGCAACUGUCCUCGAACAGUUCAUUCACGAUGUCGCAAAUCUACCGGCCGAAAUCACGCAUCUAAUGGAAGAAAUCCAAGCCAAAGACAAAAUUAUCCAAGAAUGUCGCACAACAAUCAACUCCCGAGACAACAGCAUACAGAAAUUCAUUAAACUUAACGGCAGUCUUGCGCCGAACCCCAAGGAGGAACAAUACAGCAAGACCAUCUUACAAAACUUUGACCGAUGCCAGAGUCUGCAAGAUGAGAAGAUACAUUUAAGUGAAAAGGCUUGCGUGUUGCUGGAUCGACAGAUUAAGAAGCUGGAUAUAAAGAUUGGUGAACUGGUGAAGGAUGGGAUAUUGUCAAAUGAUCCUCCGCUGCCGUCGUUGCUGGAUAAUAAGAGUCAAUAUGCGGAGCUGCCGGCAGCGUUUAUGCAAGAUUUAGCGGCAGCAGCGGCGUCGACGUCCGGUACUUCGACUGCGUAUACACCACUGAAUCCUACGUCUGGGAAUGUCGCGACACCUGUAUCGGCUGCUCAGAGAAUAGGCCAGGCAGGCUCCCGUGCAACCAGCGUUACUGCUGGACACCACCAGACCCCCAGCAACCGUGGUUCGGCACCCUCGACACCAACGGCAGCAGCUUUACAUCUUCAACAACGGCAACGAGAAUCCUCAGCGGGUGCAGUGGAUAGCAAACGAAGACGAUUGAAUGCCUCCCUCGGCACACUCCCUGCUGCACCUUCAAAUCUGCGUCAAUCCUCCCUAGGACCUGGUACACCCAAGCCCGGAACACCAGUAGCAAGCCGUGCAGGAAGCGCAGGACCUCGCGCAACGGGCGUCACCAAGAAAGCAACUACCAAGAAAGUAGCCCCGCAUCAACAAAUCAAGAAAAUCAAAGCCGGCAGCAACAUUGCAAAAAUCAUCAAGCGCUCGUCUAGUGUGGGCAUGAAGAUGAAGAGUGGACAUAAGAAAACCCCCUCUACGGGGGAUAUAGAUGAUGACGAUGAUGAUUCAAUGCUCAGUAGUGCCGAGGUCUCUGAGUCUGAGGGUGCGAGCGUUACGACAACUACUAGACGUACGGCGGGACAUGGUCCGAAUACCAUGGCAGAUUCUGACGAAGAGUUGGACGAAGAUGAGGAUGAGGGCGGUGAAGAUACAAAGGUUUAUUGUACUUGUCGCAGUGUCAGUCAUGGAGAUAUGGUGGCCUGCGAUAAUGAUAAUUGUCCAUAUGAGUGGUUCCAUUGGAAGUGUGUUGGGUUGACGAGGGAGCCCUUGGGGACUUGGUAUUGUGUGGAGUGUAGACAGACAUUGGGAAAGUAG
Talaromyces stipitatus ATCC 10500 is the source of this 1317-nucleotide messenger RNA. RefSeq names its product PHD finger domain protein, putative. NCBI's taxonomy places the organism in Eukaryota, Fungi, Ascomycota, Eurotiomycetes, Eurotiales, Trichocomaceae. The transcript has 2 exons. Bases 1 to 1317 code for a protein of 438 amino acids. The record is from RefSeq and is a predicted model, not a curated record. Gene Ontology annotation, biological process: regulation of DNA-templated transcription. Gene Ontology annotation, cellular component: nucleus; Rpd3L complex; Rpd3L-Expanded complex.